AUGCCUGUUUGUUGUCAAUGUUGAGCAGUGCCCGGUUGACAGGGUUGAGGUCAUGACUGCUGCUCUGGCCUUCAAGUUCAAGGCCACCAGAAUGCCUGAAUGAUCAUUAUCAGUGUUGUUUGGAUAUUUCUUGAGGGAAAGCGUCUUGCUGGAAGCUGGCCGUACCGUGCGUUGUUAGUCGGAGGACGUUCGGAAAAUAAUUUUGUUCUGUUGAGAAUCCGACCCGGUCACAACUGCUGUGUACGUGUGUGCGUACUAAAGUUAAUCUGCAAGAUUGGAACGGAAGUGAAGUCCAACAAUAGUCAAGGCCUAUGAUGGGCUAUAAUGGAGUUAGUGAUAUUCACAAGCACCGGCGAGCUGCCCUCCGUGGUUCGCUGCCCAGAGGCCGCGAGAAGCGAAGCGCAGCGUGGUUCCUGUGCCGAAGAGACCGCGUAUUCAAACUGGCCAUUGCCCUUAUCCUAAUGAUGUUCAUCUCGGUCAAUGUGUACUUGCUGAAAGGGGAGGCAUUACGCCGCGAGGCGCAACGUGGCAAUGCCUUCACACCGUUGAUACAUUUGGGCGACACCACCAGAUCUACUGCACUCUCACUGGAUGCAGAGCACGUCGUCCAGCAUCUUGGCCGCGAGCUGCGUGAGAGCGACCCACUGCACGGGGUUGGCGGUGUCGGCGCUGCUGCCCGGAUUAGCCCUCCGGCCACGGCCCUGUGCAGUAGACCGGUACCGUGCGACAAGGACUCCGUGGCAGUCCACGUGUCCAUUGGCCGCGCUGCACAGGGCUCACAGCUUCUGGUCUGCUUCGACGGCAAGGAGGUGGACUUUGGCGAGGACCGCGGCAAGGGCAUCAUGUUGAUGUCGGCCGAUCCGGCCACGCUGUCCGUGCGCACGCGAGUGUUCAGCACGGGCACGAGUAAGUCGGCGUCGGACGACCUCAUCGACUACCUCGGCAAUCUGCCCAAGGACACGAUUGUCGUGAUGGCGGCCGACGGUGCCCGCGCGGCCCCGUUGCUAAGCGACGCGGCGCGCCACGCCAUCUACAGCACUGGCAGUGGUAUGGUGCACGUUGUCGACGACGACCACGCCUGGGCAAUGGCCACGGUCAAGGGGCUGGCGCUAUCCACGCCGUACGAAGCCGUCGCACCUUCGCUCGCGGCCAACUCAAAGGAGAAUGUUGCCCAGGUGUCGACGUGCGUGCCGAAAAACAUCUACCUGGCAGUUACCAAUAUUCAGCAGCGCAAGGUCGUGUGCAGAACUCAAGGCAGCACCGAACCCAAUAAGUACGGGAACUUCUGCAGCGACACAGCCAUAGCCGAGUACCUGCUGCCGGCCAAAGGACCGAAUCCGGGUGGCUCGGUGGCAGUCGGUUUACCAGUGACGAUACUGGCGCGGCACAAUCGUCCUGACUACUUGCAGCAGUGUUUGUCGUCAUUGUUCACCAACCCCGGUCUGAACCUGAGCCAAGUGACCGUGUAUGUGGACAGCUAUUCUCCAGAUGUGCACGCAUUGCUGAACCUGUUUGCCGUGCGCGCUCGCUUCUUCCCGAAGACGGUGACAACGUCGACCAUGAAGGAGGUGCACCGCAAGGCCGACAUGAUUACUGCGCACUACGCCAGGGUGUUGCCCUUGGCCUGGGCAUCGUUCCCGACUGCCGUGCAUAUGGUAGUGCUGGAGGAGGACCACACGGUAGCGCCGGAUUUUCUGUACUUCUUUGCGCAGCUCAUUCCCACGGUGGACAAGGACCCCAGUGUGAUGGCAGUGUCUGCAUACAAUGACAACGGAUUCAAGCAUGAAGCGCAGGAUGCUGGCAUUGUCUAUAGGAGUGACUUCUUCCCAGGCCGUGCGUGGCUAUUACCGCUGCGUUCCUGGGAGGGUUGGCGGCUGUCGUUUCCGCAGUGCUGCGGCGGCUGGAGCUGGGACCUGUGGCUGCGAGAUCCACCGCAGCGCAAGGACAGAGAGACUCUAAUACCGGAUGUACCACGGGCACAUCACAUCGGCGAGCGAGGAAUGCAGGUUUCCGACUACUACUGGAAGGUGUACUUCCAGCCUGCCGUCCUGAAUGCAAACCCCAGAGUAAAGCUGCGUGAGCUAGACACGCUGACUAAAGAUGCCUACGAGGAACAUCUCCACCGCUUGAUACGGUCUGCACUACAGUUGCCAGUGGCUGGUGGUAGUCGGGCCUGUGGUGCCGAUAUGGUGCCCAACUCGGCGUUUGGAAUGCGAUACGUUCUAUUCUACGAGCAGAGGGAUGCGACGGACAGCUCCCAAUUGCAGAAGUUGGCUAAGUGCUUCAAGAUUUGGGACCUUGGUGUGAGGGGUGCGCACAAUGGAGUUCUGCGCUUCCAUUCCAAGUUCAACCACAUCCUGCUCGUGGGAGCCAAGACAACGUACGGCAAAGCACUGAUGCCCACUGGUACUGUCCCCUUCACUGUUACAUAGCCAAGUUGAGUUCACUAGGAUGCAGACAACGCUAAUAGGAGUUGUAGUGGUAGUUGUAGUACAUGUGGUACUCGGUCAUCUAGCCGUCGCCUGUCACUGUUGCUUAGGUAGUGCUGGUCGCGGCCGAGCAACUCUGAUGUGGAGCUAGCUAGCUAAUAUCCAUGGCCAGACCGGCCUGCCACACCGCUGUGCCCCGAGGCUGAGUUGUCACGGGGCGCCGUCCAUUGUGCCGUGCGCUCGUCCAUGCAUUGCCCCCUGCGCGGCGCUCUGGCCGGGACCACGCGACGCGUACGCCAGCCGCACAUCUGCCGCCGCCACCGCCGCACUCUUCUGACUUGCCAGUGUGCCGGCGCUAGGGCAUAGCGGCUUUCUCGGUGUGCAGUGCAAUGCAGUGCUGAGUGUGGGCUUAGUCCUAGUGCGUGAUGUAACGUAUUAUCAUACAUGUACGAGUGAGUAGCGCAGCGUUGUUUACAGACAUUCCAUAGUGUGCCACUGUGCCCUGUGCAUGGGCUUGAUGGACACCGAGACAAACUCGCACAGGGGAAUCUCGCCAUUGCAGCGUCAUGACAACACUGAGCUUGCCUUCAGUCUGGACUAGAUCAGCAGAGAACUAUUUAUGAAGUCGUGGUGCGUCAUGCCGGCGACUGCCGUAUGUAUGUCCACUGGCUUCCUUUCCUGCCCUCAUCAUUUGACUUAUGGUUGUCGACAUUACUGACGACGAUUCCUGAUCUCAGCCAGCCUUUACGAUACUCGAUAGUACCCCUUGCCACAUCAUUGUGCCCCCACCCACACAAUUACACACAUUGUAAGUCAUGCCAUCUUGUUGUGUUGGCUUGCAGUGUUUUUUUUGUUUUGUUUUGUUUUUUUAAAUCCGUGCUACCCCCCAUACCCCAGACGUCUUGAGUUGUCCGUUGUAGAAAUGAUGCGUUGCCAUUACCGGGCCCCUGUGUCCAAGGCAUCGUGAUACUAGUAAUUAUAAUACGUUUUAUAUGGCCGAAACCGCUUGCUGUCUACAGCAUUGGGUGAUACGUUUUUAUUUAUCUUAGGUGUUUUUCAGCAGGGGCUUGUAAAGCGUCUUCUUUUUAAUCAAGUCAGUUUUUGUACAGAAAUGUUUUAUCAAACGCUUCUUAGAUCAUUACUCCAGUCGUUUCGUUUAUCUUAUCAUCCUAGUGCCCCAGCGCACUUGGCUCCGCUACUCUUCAUGUGUUCUUUUUCCCCUGACAAGAUCGUUUAACCUCAUAUCCAGUGCAUCAGUUUCCUUGUUUGUGUGUGUUUUCAGUUUCCUGUUUAGCUAGGACGGUGCUUGUUAUUCUAGAUUGCUGUCCACUCGUUGCCACUGGCUUCUUCAACUUAGCAUCCUCUUUUUCCCCUCGUAGUCUUUGUUAUUUUAAAAUAUUAUUAUGACGGAUGACCCAAA
This is a messenger RNA of Sycon ciliatum, 3849 nucleotides long. Its product is annotated as protein O-linked-mannose beta-1,2-N-acetylglucosaminyltransferase 1-like. The transcript has 6 exons. The record is from RefSeq and is a predicted model, not a curated record. Gene Ontology annotation, biological process: protein O-linked glycosylation via N-acetylgalactosamine. Lineage: Eukaryota; Metazoa; Porifera; Calcarea; Leucosolenida; Sycettidae. Gene Ontology annotation, molecular function: beta-1,3-galactosyl-O-glycosyl-glycoprotein beta-1,3-N-acetylglucosaminyltransferase activity. Bases 312 to 2432 code for a protein of 706 amino acids. Gene Ontology annotation, cellular component: Golgi membrane.